AUGGGUGACAUGAAUGCAAAGAUAGAAUCAGAUAAUGUUGGAUAUGAAGAUAUGAUGGGGAAGAACGGGUAUGGUGUUAUCAAUAAGAAUGGAGAAUUAGUUCGGGAUUAUUGUCAGACUAACAACAUUGUAAUUGGCUCCAGCAUAUUCAAAAAUAAAGAUAUUCUUAAAUACACAUGGACUUCACCAGACGGAAACAUCAAGAAUCAGAUUGACCACAUCACGAUUGACAAAUGGUUUAGAAGAUCUAUGGAAGAUGUAAGGUCAUAUAGAGGUGCUGAUGUUGGUAGUGAUCAUGAAUUACUUAUUUCCAGAGUUAAGCUAAAACUUUGUCGACAGAGAGUAAAUCAGGAACAGAAGAAAAGAUAUGAUACAGAUAAGCUAAAGAUACCAAAAGUUGCACACGAGUUCAAACUUGGGUUAAGGAACAGAUUUCAGGUAUUGGGAGAAACAGAAGGCAUAGAAGAACAGUGGAUAGAAUAUGUGAGGUUGGUGAGCAAACACUGGGUUUUAAAGACAGGAAACAACCAGAAUGGAUCACUGCCAACAGUAUCCACAAAAUACAAGAACGAAAACAGAUAA
Molecule: messenger RNA, 582 nt
Organism: Mytilus californianus (California mussel)
Lineage: Eukaryota; Metazoa; Mollusca; Bivalvia; Mytilida; Mytilidae
Product: craniofacial development protein 2-like
Exons: 1
Coding region: 1-582 (193 amino acids)
Source: RefSeq, a predicted model, not a curated record